Messenger RNA from Cynara cardunculus var. scolymus (artichoke), 990 nucleotides. Its product is annotated as DUF724 domain-containing protein 3-like. The coding region runs from base 26 to 532 and encodes 168 amino acids. The record is from RefSeq and is a predicted model, not a curated record. The transcript is spliced from 2 exons. NCBI's taxonomy places the organism in Eukaryota, Viridiplantae, Streptophyta, Magnoliopsida, Asterales, Asteraceae.
CCCAUGAUCUUACGGUGGACUCCAAAUGAUCCAUCGAGGCAGAAGAAGAGAAAUUGUCCUCGCAAUGAGGUCCCCUGCAUCCAUCAAGAAAGAAGCAUCAGCAUCAGCAUCAGCAUCGUCAACAACAAUGGCGUUUGAAAGAGGCGAUCGAGUAGAAAUUUUAAGCGAAGAAGAGGGUUUCGUAGGUUCAUAUUUUACAGCAAACAUCAUCACCUGGCUAAUGGACGAAGAGUACAUCGUCCAGUACAGAACUCUUUUGAAAGACGACGGUUCUGGUCCCUUGAGAGAGGUGGUCUCCGCCGAUCAGAUCCAGCCGUUGCCUCCCGAGAUUCCGGCCACAGGAUUUUCGUUGGCGGACGUGGUGGAUGCUUAUGACAAGGAUGGGUGGUGGGUAGGGACGAUUAGCGGGAAAAAGGGGUCGAAUUACUUUGUGUAUUUUGAAAGUACAGAGGAAGAGAAUGCUUAUCCCUUGCGUCUGUUGAGGAUUCAUCAAGACUGGGUUGAUGGUGCCUGGCUUUCUUCCAAAAACUAAGGUAUGUUACCUCCUGAAUCCUUGAUCCUUUUUGUUGGUUGGAUUUCUUGUAGAUAUUGAUGCAUUCAGUCACGGCCACGGGGUUCCAUUUUAUGUCAAGGAGGUAGCUAUAAAUAAACUUUUUCCUUUUUUGAUCAAAAUCGUAGGUAUGUUAUAGAUACUUCUUCUAGAAUAAACUUAAAGAAUCCUGUCUUCUUUCAAAAAGAAAUCCGACCUCUUAUUUGGAAACCCCGAUAUUUUUAUUGAUUAUAUCCUUAAAUGUCCACGUUGAAGACAUCGUAGCUAUUACAAUAUUUAAUCAAUUAGAAGACAAGUUUACCCUGAUAAUUAUAUAGAGGCAUUUGCUUGUUGGCACUUAUUUCGAGACAAAAUAGCAUGAUUUUAAGUAAACAAGUUGGAUUUUUAUUUAAAAUAGUUUGGGUCAGGUUCAAAGUUCAGGACCAAAACGGACUUUUGCC